Messenger RNA from Miniopterus natalensis, 3554 nucleotides. RefSeq names its product protein kinase cAMP-dependent type I regulatory subunit alpha (gene PRKAR1A). Gene Ontology annotation, molecular function: cAMP-dependent protein kinase inhibitor activity; cAMP binding; protein kinase A catalytic subunit binding. Gene Ontology annotation, biological process: negative regulation of cAMP-dependent protein kinase activity. Gene Ontology annotation, cellular component: cytosol; cAMP-dependent protein kinase complex. The record is from RefSeq and is a predicted model, not a curated record. NCBI's taxonomy places the organism in Eukaryota, Metazoa, Chordata, Mammalia, Chiroptera, Miniopteridae.
UAUCGCAGAGUGAAUCCGGGCAGGGAGGGAAGCGCUGAGAGAGCUCAGCCCGCCGCAGACUCGCUGCCGCAGCCCCGCGCUCGCCUCCGCCCGUCCCCAGAAAACAAGAACCAUGGCAUCUGGCAGCUCUGCAGCCACCGAGGAGGAGCGCAGCCUCCGGGAAUGUGAGCUCUACGUGCAGAAGCACAACAUUCAGGCCCUGCUGAAGGAUUCCAUUGUGCAGUUGUGCACUGCGCGACCCGAGAGACCCAUGGAAUUCCUCAGGGAAUACUUUGAGAGGCUGGAGAAGGAGGAGGCCAGGCAGAUGCAGAACCCGCAGAAAGCGAGCACUCGUGGGGACUCACGCGAGGACGAAGUCUCCCCUCCUCCACCCAACCCAGCGGUGAAAGGCCGCAGGCGCCGGGGCGCCAUCAGCGCCGAGGUCUACACUGAGGAAGACGCUGCAUCCUAUGUCAGAAAGGUUAUACCGAAAGAUUACAAGACAAUGGCUGCUUUAGCCAAGGCCAUUGAAAAGAAUGUGCUGUUUUCACAUCUUGAUGAUAACGAGAGAAGUGAUAUUUUUGAUGCCAUGUUUCCACUUUCCUUUAUUGCUGGAGAGACCGUUAUUCAGCAAGGUGAUGAAGGGGAUAACUUCUAUGUGAUUGAUCAAGGAGAGAUGGAUGUCUAUGUCAACAAUGAAUGGGCAACCAGUGUUGGGGAAGGAGGGAGCUUUGGCGAACUUGCUUUGAUUUAUGGGACACCUCGAGCAGCCACUGUCAAAGCUAAGACAAAUGUGAAAUUGUGGGGAAUUGACCGAGACAGCUAUAGAAGAAUCCUUAUGGGAAGCACUCUGAGAAAGCGGAAGAUGUACGAGGAGUUCCUUAGUAAAGUGUCUAUUCUUGAAUCUUUGGACAAGUGGGAACGUCUCACAGUAGCUGAUGCAUUGGAACCAGUCCAGUUUGAAGAUGGGCAGAAGAUUGUGGUGCAAGGAGAACCAGGGGAUGAGUUCUUCAUCAUUCUGGAGGGGUCAGCUGCUGUGCUCCAACGCAGGUCAGAAAAUGAAGAGUUUGUUGAAGUGGGAAGAUUGGGGCCUUCGGAUUAUUUUGGUGAAAUAGCACUCCUGAUGAAUCGUCCCCGUGCGGCCACAGUGGUGGCUCGGGGCCCUUUGAAGUGCGUCAAGCUGGACCGACCUAGAUUUGAACGUGUUCUUGGCCCGUGCUCAGAUAUCCUCAAACGAAACAUCCAGCAGUACAACAGUUUCGUGUCGCUGUCUGUCUGAAAUCUGCCUCCUGUGCCUCCCUUUUCUCCCCCCCAGUCAUGCCUCACUCUCGCACACUGCUUUCUUUUCCCUACUCGCAGCACCACGUGGCCACUGGCAUCGCAGCUUCUUGUCUGUUUAUAUUAAAGUUGCUUUAUUGCACCGUUUUUCAUUUGGAGCAUUAACUGAAUGCUCUCACACAGUUAAAUAAAUAGAGAGUUCUUCGGAGACCGUGCUGUUACUGCUUCUCUUUGUGCAGUGUUAGUUCCCACCUGGGCAGUCUGUGCCUUGCUUUUUGGUGAGGGCAGAUCCUUGCACCAAGUGAAUUACCAUAGAGUGAUGAUGUAACAGUGCAAGGUUUUUUUUUAAGUAACAUAAUUUUCCAGUUAUCAUAAGCAUAUUUUAGAUUGUGGCCAUAUGUGCUAUAUUUCUUUAUAGAAUAAAUGAUUUCUCAUUAAGCUCUAAGGAUUAGGAAAAAUGGAUGUAGAAAAAUCUUAGAAAGAUAUUUGCCUGUGUUUAAAGUAGAUUAAGGGUGGGAAAAUGCCCAUUUUUGCUAAUUAUCAGAUGGAUAUGAUCUGUUACAUUUUUUUCUUCUCUUUUUAACCCGAAGUUUUGUCAGGCUAAUUUGCCUGGUAUUGGUUAUAUCUUGUUACUGUUUCCUCUCCAGUUCUGAAAUAGGUGUGGCCACCUAGACCUACCUGUAGAGUUUGAGACUAAGUUAUAGGCUUACACAUUGAUUAUGAUUUAACUCCAUCUGCCUCAUCUCUCAAUGUCUGAAUAGACCCUUAUUUAUCCAGCUAGUGCCAAAUAUUGAUCAUCAGAUGCUGAAUUGAGAAGAAUUAUUGGAGGUCUACACUCUUGGUUACUAACUUAGAGCUCUUGGUUAGUGCACAUUUCUCCGUUGACUCCAGGAUAAUCUCCUGUGCUCAUUAACACUGAUGCCAGGAGACUGGAUUUGCUGGGAAUAGACCGAAUGUAUGGAGCAAAUGUCAUAACAAGCAUGGGGGUGAUGUUGCUAAAGGGAGAAAGGCCAGGUGAACAGAGUUCAUUGUUAGGAACAUUGCCCCACUAAAUUCAUUGGGGCGGGAGAUUUGGGAAGAAGUUUUUUACUUUGGUUUGCCCUUCCCUCCUUUUUACAUCAACUAGAAUUUACUGUGGGUUGGGGGUGGGGUAGGAUAUGUCUGUGUUUCAAAUUGGUCUAAAAGGCCAUCCUGCUGAAAAGUUCUGCUUUCUAUCUAGCACUUCUCUUGCAGAUGUUGAUUUUUAAAGUCAGCUUGUGUUUUGAGUCUUAACUGUCUUUCAGUAUUUUCCAGCCUUACCAACCUUGUGUGUUCCAUUAUUCCACAGUGCACCAAUGAAACCCAACAGUUUAUUUUUAUUAUGUUAUUUUUUUUAAACAAAAUCUCACAGUUCCAUAAUGUAGGCACUUUUUUCAUUUUGAUUUGUAUGUAACGCAGGGUUCUCUCUGGGAGUGACUGCAAGCAUUUUUCUAUUUGUAUGCGACUGGCUCUGGGUACUAAUCCCCUCUCCUGUCCUUUCCCAGGCCAUUUAAAUUGGUUGUGGUAGAUUUUUUUCAGAGAUUUCAACAGUUUUUAGGUUGUUACUAAGUUUGGAGUAUAAAUCUGGGAAAGAGGUUUUAUUUACAUUUUAGUGUGAGAUAGAAAGCCACCUUGUUAACAAACUUUUUAUGUUUCAAAAUAAUCUAUAUUAAAUGAGGGUUUUCUGAUCUAUAUGUUGUGUUUAGCUACCUUUUUAUAUUUAAAAAAUUAAAAAUAAAAAUUAUGUUAUUAGCGUAAAGCUUGAUUUGAUCUUUGUUUAAAUGCCAAAACUGUACUUCAGUGAAUUAUUUAGAAUGCCAUAAAUUACAGUUUCAUAUAUGUAUAUAAUCACAUUCAUGUAUAUUUAGAUACAUAUAAUGCUUCCUAAAUGAGUUUUUCUCUUAAAUCAUUUGGCUUGCUGUUUACUCCCUUUUGUAGUUUUUAAUCUAAGAAACUUUUAAGUCUAAAUUUAAAAAUUAUCACAUUUAAAGCUUUAUCUUUGUGCAGUCUGAGUAUACGUGAGAUAUCACGAUUGGCGUAACUUGUCUUAGCUGAUAAUCAGGACUUUAGAAGUCGUCAUUUCUGGGCUUGGUAAGUGAAUCUCUCAGAUCUGUUGUUGCUCUAGAAAGUAUAGAUGGCCAAAGGACCAUUUUGUAUUGUUUCCUGGUUACUAGUCUGAUACUGUGUGUGCUAAUAUACUCUAUUCUUUUUGUUAUGGAUUGUCUUAACGGUAGGUCAAGUAAUAAAAACAGAUUAAAUAAUUUAAAUUCUUAAGUGAA